Caenorhabditis auriculariae is the source of this 6205-nucleotide messenger RNA. The record is from the annotation of a GenBank genome assembly. NCBI's taxonomy places the organism in Eukaryota, Metazoa, Nematoda, Chromadorea, Rhabditida, Rhabditidae.
AUGUCCCUACAAGUGCCUGGCAUGAAGUCUCGUGCAGGCCCCGGAUUGCUCAAACCCAACUCAAAGCCUUUUCUUUCCCUCUCGGAUCAUGGAUGCCUGAAAACUCCAACGAUGAGCGACUUGCUCAAAACGCCCACGGUUCUCACGUCACCCAAAAAAGCUCCAUUGACUAUCGAUGGGACUCCGAGGAUCCAUCACUUCAGUGGAUUCACCCCUCACACCCACCAAGCUUUCUUCGGAGAUCAUGAGCCGCUUCUUUCAGGUUUUCUAAACCGUUUGAUAUUCAAAAAUUUCAAUAUUAUAGGCAACAUCGAGAUCCAGUCUAUCUCUCAUUCUUCCGGCGUGAGUAGUACAGAUGGUGAGAACAUUCUCAAUAAGUUGUUGACAUUUAUGAAAAAAAGAAAGAAAAAAAUUUAUUAUUUUUUUAGAGUCUAUUCUCUUUGAACGUAAUGGGUUGAAUCUCAAGUGUUAAUAAAACAGAAAAAUUUACAGCUCUUCCUAAUCCUCUCGAGAGGAUAAAUUUACAAAAUGCUGAAUGAUAUCUAUGGUGAAAUCCGGAAAACUCGUUUUUUGUAAAAAUUUAUUUGAUUCUCUGUCCUAAAAAUUCGUUUUCUAAUAUAGCUCGUUUUUCUUGACUUUAAAAUGCGGACUUUUCUGCGCCCUCCUUGUCUCUCGGCGGCUCUCUCAUCUUGAAGUUCUUAUUUCGCGCUUCUCUGACCUCACCGCUGAGGGAACAGGGAAACGCAGACAGUCGAAAUUUUCAACUUCUGUUGGGCAAACCAUCUCAAAUUUAUACUAUUCACCUUGACGAACUUGAACUAAAUUCUCAUAAAAAAAUUAUCAUUUUGACGUCAGUUUCCUCAGAAUUCUGAACGAAAAAAAUUUGAUUCUCUGCAAUGUAAUUCACACGCAUUCGACUUUUUAAGGUUUCUAAGUUUGUAAAAUAGAAAAAGAAAAAUGCUCGAUAGUCCUCUUUAUUACUCAUUUUUCAUGUUUUCUAGGCUCUAUCAAAACAUAUUCGAAUUAUCUUUUCAGGCUCAUUAAGUACAAAUGGCUCGGAAAACGGCGGCAAGUCAGAUACGACGACCAUCCAAUUCAAAGGAACAAUAACUGCCAGCAUGCCGGUCAACCUCACGACUUCUUCAAACUCACCUGGUAUGAUUUUACAUAUAAUCUCUUCUUGAAUUUCCCAUAAACUCUUCAAAAAAUACAUUCAGACAAAUCUCCUGGUCUGACGGCUACGAUGUUCCAAUUCUCACCAAUGGUUGAACAUUUUCUCCAGUCCUUGACUAAGGUUUCAGUGGAGGGAAUUAGAUGAAUUUAUUUUUUUUUCAGGGAAAUGGUCUGCCGGAACUCACCGUUGUUGAUGCCAAAACUCCUGGAGGCAGAAACGAGUCGAAUGAUUUGAUGAAGGUUUUGUGAUUGAGAUUGGAACUCGAGAAAUUAUCCUUUUAGGCAAUGCGCAUCCCCGCUGAAAUAAGGGUUGAAGACACUUCUGCUCAAGAGCGGAAGCCUCAAGUGGCGCCUCAAGUGACGGUAAUUUAUAAAAUUUGUAAGAUAAAUACGAAUUUUGAAGAAUCAAAAAUAAAACUUAUUCAAGCGCUAUUGAUAAUAAAUCUCUUUGGACAAAGUAAAAAGAGAUUUUUAUCCUGCCAAACUGAUUUUUCAAGAGCUGUCCCACAUUUUUUUCAUCCAUUUACAAUGGAAGAUUCUAGGGUUUUCUGAACAACGACAGUCCUCCAAGUCUAGAACCUCACUAUGGCCAACUUCUUCCUUCUUACAAUGAUAUCAAUUACAAGUGAGGAUUGAAGAAGUGUUUGAAAAUUUGUAUUUUUUCUAGCGAUCCCGGCAUUUUUGAGACAAAGUCGGAACCUAUCGAUGACUACACUUACAAUCCUCAGCAGCCCAUUUUCCCUCAUCAAACCUCAGGUCUGUGAAUAUUGAAUUAUCAGUUCUAGAAUGGGAUUUAGAAGAAAACGACUACGUCUUAUUCGAUUUGCAAUCAACUUCCGCGGAAGCCAGAACCAGAGCUCCACGUGGUCACUACGCUAAUCUCAAAGCCACGAAGAACAAUACACAAAGCUGCAAUGAAGUUAGUCGCUCUGAAUUUCAUUAAAUGAUUUAUUAAAUCAAAAGAGUGUUCCCAACGGAAGUUUAAAUUUUUUAGCUCUUCAAUGAAAAAGCAUAAUUACUUUUCCAAACUACAGUUUAUGAGAACAUUUUGAAUUCGAAACCAACGCUUUCUUUAUCUAUGAAAAUAAAAAUGUUUCAGUCGCCGAAUCCAGAUCGUCCUUACAAAUGCCCCCGGACCGGUUGUGAGAAGAAAUUUUCUCGAAGUGAUGAACUCACGCGUCAUCUGCGAAUCCACACCGGUCAUAAACCAUUCCAGGUUUACAGUUUCGCAUUUUUUUGCGAACUAGAAGCUUUUCAGAAUAUGAAACAUCUUAACCAAAAAUUAUUUAUUUUUGCUUAUUAGUCAUAGAUAAUUGAAUAGCGGUGAACAAAAAUUCUCCGAGCUAUAACUAAAAAAAGAACAGCCGUCUUCGGCGAACUAGACGUCUAAAGGCGAAGUUGAUCAAGUUGAAAACAUGGUCGAACAGUCCUUAGCCUUUUUUUGGUCCGUGGUUCAUCCAGUUGUGCCUUGAUGAACUCAGAAACUAACGAAUCUUGUGCUGGAGUCCUUCGAAAUAAGAGCAGCCAAUUCAAAUUAAAACUUCAAACCUUUCAAGAAGAAGUUGAAUGAGAUUAUUGAUCAAUAUUUCAGUGUCGCAUUUGUAUGAGAGCCUUCUCUCGGUCGGAUCAUCUGACGACCCACGUAAGGACUCAUACGGGUGAGAAGCCGUUCACCUGCGAUGUUUGCGGCCGCAGAUUCGCCCGUAGCGACGAACGCAAGCGUCACACCAAAGUUCACAAAGUUAGUUUCAUUUCGGAUAGAAUUAUUUGUAUCAUAUGCCGUAUAAUUCCGCCUUCAGUUUUAGAAACACGAAGGCAGGUCGAAGAUUGCUCAGUCCAGCUCUGCCUUAAACUAAUUUUGCAUAACUGAUAUUUAUUUGUAUUUUUGCUGUGAUUAUUUGCCUCCUUUCAUGAUAUCAAAUUCAUCAGUUUAUCGCUUCCGCUCUAUGGGAUUAGUCUUCUUAUUAGAACAAGAACGGUUAACUACUCGGUAUCUUGGAUCCUUUUGAUGUGCUUCUGCAAUAACUUUGCCACUUUUUUUGUAUCUUCUUUUUUCACGAUUGUCCAAUUUGGUCCUUCAAGCAUAUAUCAACGGCAUAUUUAUUUUAUAAUGCAUUUUUUUUUGUAUAAAUGAACUUCAAAGAACGAUGAAAACGAAGGUUAACUGAGGUUUUUAAGAAAAUUCCGUGUAAAAUCUUCACUCGAAAUGGUCGCUCUCAUUCUGAGGCUUCCACCUAGAGCACGGUUUCCGGGCUCCAGCUACACCAUCCACUACAUUCUGAGCUCGUCAAGGCGCAACUGAACGGACUACGCGCCGAAGAUCGAGGCGAAGGACCGUACGACUAUGCUUUCAACUUGAUCAACUACACGUUUGGACUUCUAUUUUGCCAAAGGCGGUUGUCCGCUAUAGCUUUUGAAGUUCUUGUUCACCGCCUAGUCGAUUACAUCAGACUGAAACAACAAAAUAAAUGAUUUGAUUUGAAAAGAACGAAAAUAUUAGAAUAAACUUGACUACCUCGGCCAAAAGCGCAGGAAUCGGUUUUUGUAGAAUUUCGACUGAAAAGAGUGUUCGAGAGAAGUUUCAGGCCAAGUCAACAUUCAAAGAAUCCAGAAGACACUUUUUACAACAAAAAAUUAACAGGGAAGAUCAGCUAUCACAAAGAAAAAGAGACCAACGAAUGACUUCUUUAUCACAUUUUCUUAUCAUCGAUGAGAAUUGGAUAUUGAUUGCACGUCUUUGAUAGCUCAAAUGUCUUUUGAUUCCGAGAGCAGCAUUUAUUCUGAAGAUGAAUCCAAUCUCCAACGCAUUGUUCUCCAUGUUUAUGAUGAUGAAUCUAAGGAAUUCGCUUCUCUUACUACUUAUCAUGGCAUGGUUCGUUGCAAGGGAGAUAAUCAUGAUUUCCAGCUGGUUUCUGCAAAUUUCAGAUUCGAAUAUAUACUUCUCAAACCUGGCCUUCGCGAAUUUUUUGGUGUUUUGUUGUUGUCACAUGUUUGACACUGUUCAUGGUGCAGGUACGAUUUUUUUCAGAAAAAUAAAUUUAGAAUGAAAAGUUGAACUUUGCACUCACCUCGAUUUGAACCAUGGCUUGUAACUUUUUUUUUCUACACCGUCUAUGUCUUGGUAAAAUGAAAAGAGCACGUAUUUAAGAGAGAUCAUGUGGAAAAAAUGUCAAAUAGCGGCAAAUCGAGAAUCACAAGUGAAAACGAGUUGAAAAGGCUUAUCAAAGUUAAUCAAAAAUUUUUGGAAUUUCUAAUUGAACUCCUUUCAGACGGGUACACUCUUACAGUUCUACAGAUCACAUCCGACAACUUUAGAAAGAAAAGAGAUUGAUGUUUCUGGAAAAUACAUUCCUGCUGUUACUAUUUGUCCUUUGAGUUUCAAAGCAGAUGAUAAUAUACAUGGUAAGAAGAAAAAUUUUUCUAUAAGCUUUCAAUAAAAGACAGCCGAUUCUUGAACGAGUUGCACUCGGCAUUGUUCAGCUCUUGGUACGAAAAAGAUGAUUUUUUAAAUGGAAUUCUAACAAAUGUCACUGCUUUGUCCACGCGAGAGUUAAUCAACACUUAUAGGUUUAUUUUUUUUUUUUUUUAAAUCAAGAAAAACCUUUUUUUAUACUUUUUAAAGUUCAAAAAGCUGAAAAAAAUUUAGAUAAAUUUUAACUGUUCUGUUUCAGCUACACUUGCUCAGAUUUUUAUCACUCGGACGUCUGUAGGAGGCCACUUGUUCAAAAAAACCCGUGCAAAAAUUUUUUUAAAAACCGUCGUCAACGAAAACGGCGUUUGUUUCAAAACGAAAGCUUGGGAAAAGUCCCCAACAAAGCCGUUAAAGAUUUAUUUCAACUCGAAGUUCUCAGGUAUUUAUGAUAUUUUUUCAAAAUUAAAGCAGUUAUUCAGGAAAUGGAUUGAUUAGCGUUCAUGGGAAAUUCGACGUCCCUGUGAAAAGUUCGAAAACGUUCUGGUUCAAGGCAUCAAGAUCCACUUUUGCACAAGUUUCUAUUAGUGAGGUAGCUCCUUAUUUUUUAGAAUUAGCUGAACUUGUUUUCCAGCUCACUCAAAAUGAUUGGGGAACAUGUGAGAUGGACAAUCUGGCAAGAACAUUUUAUGAACAGGAAAUUUGUCAGUUGAGGUGUUUAGUUAGCGCGUAUCGUGAGAGGUUAGUCAAUUUUCCCCCCUAAUCAUGCAGACGUUUCUUAAAAAUCAUUCCAUGCAACAACAUCUUUUCAGCUGUGGUUGUGUUCCUUCUUUUGCACUUUUUUCUACUCCUUAUUGCACAUUGAAGGAUUUUGUUUCUUGCAAACCAGGUUCAAAACUUUUAAUUUUUUUUUCUCGACUUUUUUUUAAAAUUCCACACACUUGCGUCUUACAGCAAAAACGAAAAACUGCACUUGUCCCACGGAAUGUUAUUCCAUGAUCUACAAAAUCACAACUCAAUCUUCUCUAUUGGCCGUUCAAAAGUAUGAAUUCAAAGAAAUUUCAACAUGAUUUUGUUUUUGAGCACGACAUCUGUUAUAAUAUCACUAGAUUUGCCCAAAGUGCGAAGCUACCAUCUACUGAAACGCAUGAAACAGGUUGACUUAAUGAGUUCGUUUUUUGCGGAUUUUCUUCAAACGGCGACGGCUUUUUCAGGUUACGUUGGAGGCGUGAUGGGACUAUUCCUUGGAAUGAGUUGCGUAACGCUUCUAGAAGUCUUCAUUUAUUUGUUCAAAAGUGUUUGGGGGACCUUGAAUGAUGAAGUAUAGAAUGGAGUGAUCAGAAAUUGUCAAAUAGGGAAUUUUCAGAGGCACAAAACAUUUGUCGACGGUCUCAUUCCCAAUGAACCAGGCGACUUCCGCGCAUCACAUGAAGAGAUCAUCAUUACUCAGAAAAUUCAGCAGUAUGUCUUCUACUAUUUUCUCACGAUGGUGGGAUUACUACUGAAAUAUUGCUCUAUUUAUGAAAAAAAAAAAUUUAAAGACGGGUUUCAAAAAAUUUUUCACGCGAAACCUAAAACUUUAUUUUCAGAGACCACAAAACAGAACCGACUUCGAAUAAGUGA